Molecule: messenger RNA, 2142 nt
Organism: Amaranthus tricolor (Joseph's coat)
Lineage: Eukaryota; Viridiplantae; Streptophyta; Magnoliopsida; Caryophyllales; Amaranthaceae
Product: splicing factor U2af large subunit B-like
Exons: 14
Coding region: 222-1940 (572 amino acids)
Biological process (GO): mRNA processing
Cellular component (GO): U2AF complex; nucleus; nuclear speck
Molecular function (GO): pre-mRNA 3'-splice site binding; poly-pyrimidine tract binding
Source: RefSeq, a predicted model, not a curated record
CGACGGGCUCGACCCGUAGGUUAUAUUAGUUCGGUUAAAGCCGUUGUCUCUCGAGGCAUGGUCGGUUAAAAACAGAAGACGGCGAUAAAACAAAUUUCACUUGCGAAAAACCCUAAUUUCCUCUGCUCCCUAUAGCAACUUUCGCGAUCAUCUUUUUCGUUAAUUUUCUCCUCCUCCCAUUUCAUUCAUAUAGUUGAAAUAUAUCGGAAUAUCAGAACAAUAUGGAUACAAAUGGAUUGUCACCCCAACCUCAAGAACCUGAUCAGGCUGGUCUUGAUGAACACAAUGAUUCCAAAUCCCAGCAUUAUUCUCGUGAUCGUGAAAGGGAAUCUUCAAGAAGUAGAGAAAUGGACAUAGAGAAAAGUCGAGAAAAGGAUCGGGAAAGAGACAAGGAAAGAGAUAGAGACAAGGAUAGGGAUAAGGAUAGGGAAAGGGAUAAAGGUAAAGAGAGGGAUAGAGAUCAAGAUAGGGAACGAGACAGAGACAAAGAGAGGUCUCGUGAUAGAGAUCGUGAUCAUCAUAGAGAUAGACACAGGGAUAGGAGUGAUAGAGGUGAUCACCAUCGUUAUCGAGAGGAAGAUGAUGACUACUAUAGAAGCAGAAGCAAAGAUCGUGACAGGCGGAGAGAUUACAGUCAUGAUAGAGAUGAGAGACGUAGACACAGAUCUCGUUCAAGGGGAAGAUCGGAGCAUAGGUCAAGGUCUCGAUCUCGUUCUCGCUCAAAGAGCAAAAGAAUAAGCGGGUUUGACAUGGCACCUCCUGCUUCUGCAAUGUUAACUACAGCUACAGCCUUUACAGGCCAGAUUCCUGGAACAGCUCCAGCAAUCCCUGGAAUGUUCCCAAACAUGUUACAGCUGACUCCUGGACAGCCAUUAGGAGCUAUUCCUGUUAUGCCUGUGCAGGCUAUGACUCAGCAGGCUACUCGGCAUGCUCGCCGAAUAUAUGUUGGUGGACUUCCUCCUACAGCAAACGAGCAGUCUGUGGCUACCUUUUUUAGCCAUGUUAUGGCUGCUAUUGGGGGAAAUACUGCUGGACCAGGUGAUGCCGUUGUAAAUGUUUAUAUAAAUCAUGAAAAGAAGUUUGCUUUUGUGGAGAUGAGGUCUGUGGAGGAAGCUAGCAAUGGUAUGGCAUUGGAUGGCAUCAUAUUUGAGGGUACACCAGUUAAGGUGAGAAGGCCAAGUGACUACAAUCCAUCUCUUGCUGCAACUCUUGGUCCCAGUCAACCCAGCCCAAAUCUGAAUCUUGCUGCUGUUGGACUAACACCAGGGUCAGCUGGCGGACUCGAGGGCCCUGAUCGUAUUUUUGUUGGUGGGCUACCUUACUACUUAACUGAAGCACAGAUUCGAGAGUUGCUAGAAUCUUUUGGACCCCUUCGAGGUUUUGAUCUGGUGAAGGACAGAGAAACUGGGAACUCUAAGGGCUAUGCUUUUUGUGUUUACAAUGAUCCCUCAGUCACUGAUGUAGCCUGUGCAGCUCUGAAUGGAAUUAAGAUGGGUGAUAAAACACUCACAGUUAGACGUGCUAAUCAAGGAACUGUGCAACCCAAGCCUGAGCAAGAGAUUGUCUUGCAGCAUGCUCAACAACAGAUAAUGUUGCAGAAGAUGAUGUUUCAACCUGGAGCACUUCCCACGAAUGUUGUAUGCUUAACUGAAGUGGUCACUGCGGAUGAUCUUAGAGAUGAUGAGGAGUAUCAAGAUAUAAUGGUUGACAUGCAAGAAGAGGCUGAAAAGUUUGGUUCUUUGGUGAAGGUUGUCAUCCCAAGACCAGGAUCAAACGGCGAACUUGGACCUGGAGUUGGAAAGGUGUUUUUGGAAUAUGCCGAUACAGAGAGUUCCUCUAGAGCACGAGCAGGAAUGAACGGAAGGAAAUUUGGUGGAAACCAGGUGGUCGCAGUGUUUUAUCCUGAAAAUAAAUUUGCUGAAGGUGCAUAUGAUGGGUAGAAAUCGCCUGUCCAUCCUGUCCUUACUAGUACCGUGUACUCUUAAUAGGAAAGUAGGCUCGUUGUAUAAUUUUUUCUCAUUAGAGUUGAGGACAUUCACGAUUUUGGGUACGUGACCUGUAGAUUGGAAAAUCGAUAAAUGUUUUAGUUUGCUAUUUUAUUUAACAUGUUUAUUAUUAAUCAUAGUACUAUAUUGUCUUUGA